Scleropages formosus (Asian bonytongue) is the source of this 7631-nucleotide messenger RNA. Its product is annotated as matrix-remodeling-associated protein 5. Gene Ontology annotation, molecular function: protein binding. The record is from RefSeq and is a predicted model, not a curated record. Lineage: Eukaryota; Metazoa; Chordata; Actinopteri; Osteoglossiformes; Osteoglossidae. The transcript is spliced from 7 exons. Bases 292 to 7401 code for a protein of 2369 amino acids.
GGAGGUGGGGUGUGCUGGAGGGCUGAUCCAGCUCCACAGCAUUCAGGGGGAACUUAAGCUCUUCUCCAGAUGUGCGUUACUGGGACAGCUGGACGUGGGGUUGAAGUCUGAAGGCCAGACCUACACCUCCGUCACUUCGGGUCCAAGGACCGGGUGAGCGCGCCCCGAAGCCCACGGUCUCUGGGUCUCCUGGAUGAUAGGGAAAGUGAAAAAUUAAGUGACGCUGCUGGGGGCCACCGUCAUUCUCCUCCAAACUGCCAGGUCAGAUGAUGUCGUGAGACUGAACGAACAAUGACUCUGCCGGGUGUCCCUGCCCUCUGGGCUGUAGUGGUGCUGGUUUCGCUGCUGGCCAUGUCCACGUCCCUUGCACGGUCCACCUGCCCCAAGUCCUGCAGCUGCCCCAGCCCCCGGGAAGUGCACUGUACCUUCCGCCACCUGAAGUCUGCUCCAUCCAGCCUGCCCGAUGAUACAGAGCGUGUGAACCUGGGCUACAACAGCAUCCAGCAGUUGGGCACCUCUGACUUUGCCAGGCUCCAACGGCUGGAGAUGCUCAUGCUCCACGGGAAUGACAUCACAACCAUAUCUCCGGGAGCAUUUUACAAUCUUCGCUCACUGCAGAUUCUGAAACUGAGUUACAACAAGUUGAAGCGGCUUGACCCCAGCAUGUUCCAGGGGCUGCAGGGCCUGGUGCGACUCUACCUGGACCACAAUGCUAUCAGCUUCAUCGAGCCUUUCACCUUCAGUGGACUGAUGUCGCUCAGGCUCCUACAGAUGGAGGGCAACCAGCUGAGGGAGCUGCACCCCCACACCUUCAUUACCAUUUCUGUCUCGGGAUGCUUCUGGGGCUCCAGCCUUCGCCACCUGCAUCUGGCUGACAACCGCUUGGAGCACCUACGGCCAGGCACCCUGCAACACCUGGACAGGCUUGAGGUGCUCUCCCUGCACGGCAACCCCUGGGCUUGCGACUGCCACCUGCACUGGCUCCAGGAUUGGAACAAGAAGAAAGAGGGGGUGAUAAAAUGCAAAAAGGAGCGUAAUUCUGGCCCAGCAGAGAGCUGUGCCGCCUGUGCCACACCUCAGCACCUCUAUGGCAGCCAAAUCUUCCACAUGUCCCCGGAACAGCUCCUGUGUGAGAGGCCAAUGCUGAGCUCACCGCUGAAACUGAGGGACAGCACCAUCUGGGAGGACUCAGAGCCUGACCUCCCAUACACCAAGGAUCUGGAGCCCCCACUUGGACACCUUACCUUCAUGCUAUCCGACAGCCACGGCAACCAAGCCCAUGUCAGCUGCGUGGUAAGCCGCCCCAGCGACGGCAGUUCUGUCACUUGGGAAAACCUGAAGACACCAGGACAGGUGGUGGUCAACGUGACUCUGGUUAGCCACCUAGAGUGUGAGAUUGACCGAGAUGAGCUGCAGAAGCUCUGGAGGCUGGUGGCCUAUUAUUACGAGAGCCCAGCAAUUCUGGAGAGGGGUCCUCGACAGAACAACACCACGUUUCAGUAUUCCCAGACAGCAAACGAGGAGUCCCCUUACUUCACGGAGCUGAAGGGGCAACUGAUGGCAGAGCCAGAAUGGCUGCUGCAGCCGAGGGUCACCCUUCAGCUGAACAGACGUAGGACAACGACGAAAAAACUGGUCCUGAAUUUUUCUGCUUUCAUCUCAAAGCAAAUUGAUAGCUGGGAAGAGAAAGAAGCCAGCAGGUACUCCUGGGCCAUGAUACAAAGAGCAGGACCUGGCAGGAUACAGGCUGUUCUGGAAGGUUCUGAUGCCAGGCUCGAAUGCAAGGUGAUUGGUUCAGGAGGAGAAAAGAUAGAAUGGAUGCUCCCUGAUUUGUCCCUCCUGAACAAUUCCCAUCCACGACUGAUGUCCUAUGAGAGUGGAAUACUGGUUAUAAACAAAGUUACACUAUCUGAUUCUGGACUGUACCACUGCCUCUUGCGGACAGACAAUGACAUUGAUGUUGUGUCCUUCAGGCUAACAGUGAGGGAGCUCCUUCUCAGUCCUGAGUCUCUGAAUGGUCAAGUGAUGUCUGUGGAGAGUGGAAAACCACUCUUGCUUCCUUGCUCUGUGUCCUCAGUUCAGCCCAUGGAAAUCAUCUGGUACCUUCCCAGAAAUCAAAUCUUGAAGCCCUUACCUCCAAAUGGCAGGACCUAUGUAUUGUCAAAUGGCACUCUGGUCAUAAGUAAGGCCUCUCAUGAGGAUGCUGGGGAGUACAGUUGCCUGGCAUCUAACCUCUACGGGGUCGACAUGCUGUCCCACCUUGUAGUGAUCACAGGUGAUAAAGAUUCAGAACCACUAAAUGGUUCAGGUGUGGUGGCAGAGGAGCUGCCAGGAGGAACUCCUAUGAAGGUUGUAAAACCAUCAAUGGAGGACCCUGAAAAUGAAGGGUCUGGUUUUCAAGAGCUAAAGCGUUCAGUUCCCACGAAGACACCACAUACGACCAGCGGACGGCUUCACAGCUCCAACAGGAAUCUGAGCCAAGGAAAUAAAGGGACAAAGGUCAAGGAAGCGAAGAGGAAACUGAACAAGUCUGUUAAAGAGCUUGACCCUCAUCGCUGGGCUCAGAUUCUGGCUAAAGCUCACUCCAAAGGCCAAAAGGUGUACCCAACCACAUCUAUUGCUUUUGGAAAAAUUACACCAGCAAAUAGACCAACACCUGUACUUGCAACUCCCACACCAACCCCUACUACCACCAGUACUACUCCUCCACACACCGAUAGUGUCACUAUCACUACAUUUGAUUACAACGAACCGAAAGGACUCUCAACUUCAUCACCUAUUUACCAUGACAGUAGCGUAUCCAAUUAUCCUAAACCUCAGUUGAACGUCACCUCUUUCACAGUUUCCGAUACUGGCAGGAAUCAAGUAGCUACUCCAAGCCUACAACUGCACACACAGACUGAACAAUCGUUGGACAAGCGUCUGAUGAAGGACAGAGUGAAAUCUAACAAUAACGCACUAGAGGGACAUCGAAGGAGGCCCCCAUUCAGACGCAGAAGACCUCCACAUCGAAGGAUUCAGCUAAUCAAUUCCACCCAGAAUCCCUCAAUCCUCUCUGUGAGUAACUCAGAGGCCACCACAAGUCAACAAACUUCAACAAACACAAAAUCACAGGCAUCACCUGCUUUAAAAAAUGCUGACAAGUCAAGUGUAAACACAGAACUCUUAGCUGAAGCAGCACUUCCUAAAGGACCUACAGUUAUAGAUGGUUCGAAAAAACAGGACGAAGUACCUUCCCACAGUCAUUUUUCUUCUGUAACAGUGGAGCUUGGUCUCUAUCAACCACAAACCCCAUUACCUACGGUGGCGACCUGGCAGAGACCAUUACAACCUACUUCAUCAAACAUAAUGAUUACACCACUAUUAGACCACAGGCUGCCCAUCUCCCAGUUACCUGAGCAGGAGAAGGAAACAGGAAACGAAAACAUUGACAUUACUGUACCGCCAUUUGAGCCAGAUGAACAUAAAUCAGCAUGGAUAACAACUACAAAAAACACACCUGUUCAGUUUAACCAUAGCAGAAACAUCAAACCACCACUGGAAUACAUCAAAUUCAGUACACCUUCAGAUAAAACCACCGGACCAUUUUUGACUGACGUCUAUUCAGAAGGAGAGGAAGUUCACAGAAAAACUGUCCCUCCAAUCACUACAGUCCAAAACUCAGCUCAGAAACAUUUACCAAAUGAAGCCAAAGACAUCAGGCAGAGAUUAAAUUCAAGCUCUAGGGAUCCAGCUGAGGAACACAGGAAUAAAGAUUCUUUCCUUGGGAUAAAUGGAUGGAAAGAUGAUUCCUCAAGAUCUAAAUCCAAGAGCUCUCAUUCCCCAGUCGUUCCCGUAGACCACCCCUGGCUCAGGACAAAGCACACUCAUAAACAUGUGCAGAUCCCAAACACGCAGCCCCCCUCUACAGCCACCUUUUCCUGGGGACACUCCAAUCGGUUUCCCAUACGGCCCUCUAUUCAUAGUUCGAGACAUCAUCCCUCAUCGCCAUACCGACCCUGGCAUUCUCAGAGCGCAGCAGUCACAAACCGACCAGAAAUCACAGCACUGACUGUCAAAGCAACUGCCUUACCAUUCGCAUCACCCCCAGCAUUGAUUCCACAACCGCCUCUGAACAAUUCUGUCAGUAGAACCAGAGACCACUUGUUGCUCACCAGACUCAGAAACAGGUAUAGACAGUCGCAACUUGACGCCUAUCGCCUUUCACAGUUAGGGAAGACCAUUAUGCUGAAGCCCAGAACUAAUUCUCCUACUCCAAAGCCACAUGAGGCUCCCAAGACCCAAAAGAGUUUUGCUCCAGUGACUCCCACACCCUUUCCUUGGGAGGGAUACAGGCAGCACUCCACAGCAAGCAUUUUGUACGGCAGCCGAUGGCACUACAGCCAUUGGGGGCCCAGGAGGCUGAGCACAGCGUUGCCCUUUCCUCACCUGAUGGGCAGUGGAACAAAGCCAAGGAUCAUCUCCACAAGCGCCGUCAGUGUGUCCACCCUGGCAGAGGCAGAUGUGAUCCUGCCCUGUAAGUCCUUGGGUCAGCCAGAGCCUGUGCUCUCCUGGACCAAAGUCUCCACAGGUGCCACCAUUCAAGCUAACACCAAGCACGGGCAGAGGUUUGAAGUUCUCAGCAACGGCACGUUCGUGAUAAGGAACGUUCAGCUGCAGGACAGAGGGCAGUACCUCUGCACGGCACAGAAUAAAUUUGGAACCGAUCGGAUGGUCGUCACCCUUGCCGUGCUGACCCAGACUCCAAAGAUCAUGCACCCAAAUUUCAAAGACUUUUCCGUGUAUCUGGGACGACCGAUCACCCUAGACUGUGUUGCGGUGGGAAAACCCCAGGCUCAGGUAUCCUGGAUCCUUCCAGAUAGGACGUUCUUGCGCGACGUGUGGCAUCAGAACACAGGACUGCCCGGCUUGGGGCCUCCCGGUUCAGCAGCCGUGCAGCUCCUGUCUAACGGCACCCUAAGGAUCCAGGCUGCCAACUUCUCGAGCAAAGGAAACUACAAGUGCAUCGCCAGCAACGCGGCAGGUGCCGAUACACUCACCUACAACAUAAAUGUUGCUGCCCUGCCUCCGGCUAUCGAGGAGGAGGCCUCAGAGAGCACGGUAUUGCAGACGGGUGGCAAUAUCUACCUGCACUGCACAGCCAAGGGAGAGCCCCCUCCAACUCUGAAGUGGAGUCUCCCCAAAGGGAUUCAAAUUAAGCCCUCUCAGGUCCUCGGUGGGCGCCUUUUUGUCUUCCCCAAUGGGACACUAUACAUGACGAGCACCACGUCCAGCGAUUCUGGGAGAUACGAAUGCUCUGCUGUCAACGCGGUUGGCAUGGCAAAGAGGGUCGUACAGCUGGACAUCGUGCAGGGGGCUUUUAGUCCCCGGCAGCACCAGGUCAAGGCCAUGUAUGGCUCCACGGUCUAUCUGCACUGCCCAGAGUCUAUGAAGAGCCCACGUGGUGCACUCUGGACACUCCCCUCCAAAAUCUUGCUGGAUUCUCGCUACAGCCCUGAGAGACCCGUUACUGUCUUCCCCAAUGGGACUCUUCGGAUCCAUCAGCUGACAGCAAAGGACGGAGGCAGUUAUCGCUGUAUGUUCCAGAGAGCCAACGGGGAGGACAUGGAGCUCUUUCAAGUGGAGGUCCUCAUGAAGCCACCAAAGAUUGAAAAUUUGGAAACAGCCUCAAAGAAGGUUGUGUAUGGCGCCAACUUCCAGGUGGACUGCGUGGCCUCGGGUCUGCCGGACCCAGAGGUCUCCUGGAGUCUGCCAGAUGGCACCACAAUCGGCAAUGCCCUGCAGUCAGAUGACAGCGGUGUCCGCUCCCGCCGCUACGUCAUUUUUGGAAAUGGUACUCUCCUGCUGCGACAGAUGGAGAAGGCAGAUGAGGGCAACUACACGUGCUAUGCCAAGAAUGAGCUUGGAGAAGAUGAAAUGAGGGUUAACGUCAGGGUGGUCCAAGACUCCCUCAGGAUCUUAUCCAAGAACCAGGUGUCUGUCAAGGGUCGCCUUGGGGAGCCAGCCUACAUGAAGUGUGAUACCAGUGGUGAUCUUCCACCUACGAUUAUAUGGCUCUCACCAAACAAUAAUGUUAUCGCCUCUUCAUCCAACAGAUACCAAAUCUUAGAAGACGGGACUCUGGUAAUUAGGAAGGUGGGUGUUGAUGACCAAGGAAAAUAUGCCUGUGUGUCCAGAAACUCAGCAGGAGAUGAAAUAAAAAAUGUGAAACUGGAAGUGGAGGCGCAAGAGCCGCAGAUUGGUGGUAAAGGAGGAAAAACCAGCAUGAAAGUUCUGGCAGUGUCUUACCAGACAAAACUGCUACACUGCAAAGCCGAGGGCAUGCCCAAUCCACGAAUCACCUGGACUACCCCUCAGGGGAUCUCAAUGCUGGCACCCUACCAUGGAGGAAGAUUCCAGGUGCACCAGAACGGAAGCUUGGAGCUGCGGGGCCUGAGGAAGACAGAUGAAGGUCGAUUUGUGUGCCAAGCAAAAAAUGACCUGGGGGAGGCAAGUCUGGAGAUGGAGUUGGAAGUGGCAUCGCUUGCUGAAAAGCCCAGCUUUGCUAUGCCCAACAUUGAGGUUUUGCCCCUCAAGGUAGAUGCACAUGAAAUCACUCUGGAGUGUCUUGCUCGUGGAAAGCCAAUGCCAGAAUUUGUGUGGUUGCUCCCCAAUGGCACAGUCCUGAACCCAGGAGACAGGCUUGAACGAUUCCUGCACCAUCCUAGCAAUGGCACACUGCGCAUACUACGUCCAGUCAUGGGCGACAAAGGUGCGUAUCGCUGCCUGGCCAAAAAUGUAGCCGGACAAGGCGAGAAACGUUAUUCUCUUGAGCCAGGAAAGAAGCCUCAGAUUCGAGGAGCUCCAGGACCCAUGAAGAUCUCUUUUGGGCAGAACCUACGCCUGCCUUGUCUGGUCGAUGCCUGGCCCCAGGCUACCAUAACCUGGACUCUCCCCAGUGGCUUAACCCUCAACAAACCUCAGGUCAUUGGUAAAGUUACCUACUUAUCCAAUGGUACACUCCAGGUGAAAGAUACCACCAUGUUUGAUCGAGGUACCUAUAGCUGCAAAGUCACCAACACAUUUGGCUCAUCGGUUCUGUCGUACCCAGUAGCAGUGAUGGUUUACCCACCACGCAUCACAAGUGCACCCCCCUCCAUAACACGGGUGGCCAGGGGAUCGCCCGUAACACUUACCUGCACUGCUACCGGCACCCCCAAACCCGAAAUCUCCUGGACUCUGCCAGGACGAACAACACUCGUUCCCAGUAACCGGUUCGCCACACAGGGCAGCAUCCAUAUGACCAUGGAAGGGAACCUUGUGAUUCAAAACCCGGUGCUCAUGAACUCAGGGAUUUACAAAUGCAACGCAAAGAACGCACUGGGUACAGACUUCAAAGCGACAUACCUGCAAGUUAUAUGAGUCACUGGGCCUUAAUCGACCUUGCAAAGAGAUCACAAGGGGAAUUUAAUCCACUGGAAGAGGAGCAUGAUACGUGCAGUGCAUCCAGAAUGUAACCAUAAACCGUUACGUGAACUUUUGUAAAACUUGGCAGGUUCUGUCAAAAGGGAACUUGUGCUUCAUAGUUGGGGUACUGAGGUUCCUGUAACUUCAAGAAAUCUGACAGCCAACAUCACAGAGCUCUGCAGUGA